AUGCGUGAAGUUAUCAGUAUUAGCGCUUCGCACAGAACAAAUCAUGUCCUAACACAAUUCUACAAUUGCCAAGAACAAUCAUUGCAUAGUGCUGAUGCUGAAAAUGACCCCACUGUUUUCCUCAAUCCCACAGUGGAUCGGAUUUCCAAGACGGUCUCAUAUGCUCCUAGAGCUAUUCUGUGGGAUGCAAAUGGCGGUGCUGGGUCUCUUGGCGUUCACCAGUAUUCAGAGACCAAAGACUACUACUACGAUGCGCACCACAAGCCCGAAGAAACGGAUCCCAAUAUUAAGCUGAUUCACACGCAGCCCAGAAUUCCACAAUCAGAAUACCAAACAGCUCUAGACUUGGGCCUUCCGCUGCCUGAACUAGACGACAAGAACACUGUAUUUUGGUCGGAUUACGCCAAACUGGUCUUUGGCCCCGCUAACUUGAACUUUUUGAACGACUGGUAUCACAACGUGCAGGAUCCGUCGUGCCCUGAUUUUCACAAUCUACAUCAAACUCUUUUCGACAACUUUGAUGUAGGGUUACAUGAAUUCAAGACGAAUCACGCAACGCAAUUCUUUGAUCAGCAACUGCACUCCCAACUGGAGUCUUGCGACGGAUUACAAGCUAUCAAUCUAUUAUCAGAGGUCGACAAUGGGUGGGGUGGCUUCUCGUCCAGUCUGCUAGUAGAGAUGCGCGAUGAACUACCAAAAACAGACGUGAUAUCCUGGGGCUUCAACAAUGACGACGUUUUGACUCUAAACCAGCCCAUACACUCUACUAGAACCAAAUUCCAAAUGAUCUGCAACAAGAUACGCUCUUCGCUUGCCCUAGUACGCGACUCCACCCUUCACUUCCCAAUCUACUCGAGCCCUCACGAGUCGCUAUGGAGAUCUGCUGGCUCCACGAUGCUCUUGUUCGAUGCCGUCAAUUCUGUUGGAUCCUAUCAAGGUGAAGCUAAGAACACGUCGCUGGGCUACCUCAUCGGGGCUCUCACACACGACGAGCCCCACAGAAACAUCUUGUCUGGGCUCACUGCUGAAGAACACGACUUUUCGUUCUACUCCCGCGUUCCAAAAUACAGGACUAGCGGUUCGCAAAUUUACUCAAAACUUUCUAUCGCCAGAGGCUCUACCCCUACUUCAGAAAAUAAAGCAACGAUUAAUACUUCUGAGUGGCUGCCAUCCGAUACUAUACCCGCGGAGUACAGAACGAAUAGUUGCUACUCUGUUGAUCUUUCUGUCACUGAAAAGCCCAGAGAUAUAUUCAAGAAUUGGUUUGACCUAGUCUCCCGUCACUUUAAGUACGACAGCGAUCGAGAGGAACUGAAGGAAGAAUUAGGGAGCCUUGCCGCUUUAUAUGAAGAGGGCUGGUAUGACGACGAUGAUUCUGGCGACGAUUUGUGA
Molecule: messenger RNA, 1392 nt
Organism: Lachancea dasiensis
Lineage: Eukaryota; Fungi; Ascomycota; Saccharomycetes; Saccharomycetales; Saccharomycetaceae
Source: the annotation of a GenBank genome assembly